GCCGUAUGCAGUUUGUGGUUCGUCGAUCAGUGAUGCGGUUGGUCGUCGAAUAGUUCUUCGUCGUCGUAUCGUUGGUCGAAUUCUGUGCUGAUAAAAAAUAAUAAUAAUAAUCUAAUAUCAUAAAAACAACUUUCGAUCGGUCACUCGUCACUGGUCAGUACACACUAAUAUUGUAAGACGCGAUCGUAUGUGCGUUGUGCGCGGCUGUCCAUCUCGUAUGUAGUUUUAACGAAAUCUAGUCUCAUCCGCCUAAAAAAUAUAGAAUAUUAAAUAUUAUUCCAUAAUCGAAUAAUUUUUCGUCUGACGUACUUAUUAUAACCCAAUAAUAUUAUUAAAUACACACACACUAUGGCCGACGAAGACGCGCCACACGCCAAUGGCAACGUGCACGAAGAGAAUGGACAUGUGCCGGAAAUUGAACUCAUCAUUAAGGCUUCAACAAUUGAUGGUCGGCGAAAAGGAGCAUGUCUAUUUUGUCAAGAAUAUUUCAUGGAUCUAUAUCUACUUGCUGAGUUAAAAACUAUUAGUCUUAAAGUCACUACAGUGGAUAUGCAAAAACCUCCUCCUGAUUUCAGGAGUAACUUUGAUGCAAAUCCUCCACCAAUCUUAAUAGACAAUGGAAUGGCUGUUUUGGAAAAUGAAAAAAUUGAAAGGCAUAUCAUGAAGAACGUGCCAGGUGGAUACAAUCUAUUUGUGCAGGAUAAAGAAGUGGCCACGUUGAUUGAAAACUUGUACAGUAAGCUGAAACUGAUGUUAUUAAAAAAAGACGACGUGAGCAUAAAUAGUCUGUUGUCUCACUUGCGUAAAAUAAAUUUGCAUUUAGAGAAGAAGAACACACGGUUUUUGACCGGUGACACAAUGUGCUGCUUUGACUGCGAGUUGAUGCCUCGUCUACAGCAUAUCAGAGUAGCUGGUAAAUACUUUAUGGACUUCCAAAUGCCGACCGAUCUAAGGUACUUGUGGCGUUAUAUGUUGCACAUGUACCAGCUGGACGCAUUCACCCAAAGCUGUCCGGCCGACCAAGACAUUGUCAACCAUUACAAACAACAGCAGAAUCUCAUGUUACAGAACGUCAAGAUGAAGAAACACGAGGAACUGGAGACUCCGACGUUCACCACGUCCAUACCGGUGGAGCUCGACUUGCAGCAGGACGAAUAAUCGCCGCCGCGAGUGUGGUACGUACUUGCGAUAAUAUAUAAUAUACCGUCGCCUGCCAAUCUAUCUAUGUACGCAUACUACAGAGCGAUUAUGCAACGCGACGAUUCCAUAUCCUCGUCGUCCGCUGCAGCUGCAGUGCAUAAUAUUGCACGUAUUAUAUGCAUUUAUACGUACGAAUGAAUACAUAAUAUUUUAUAUAGUGUGUCACGAUGACAUCACACCGCAUACAAUAAUAUAUAGACGACGUUUCCAGAAAACAUUAAUCGACGUAUAUUGAUGUAUAUUAUACUGCAAUGGUGAACUGCAGCUGCAAAUAAUAUCAUAAUAUUAUUAUUAUUAUUAUUAUCAGUAGACAAUAAUAUAUUCGCGAUUUAUUUCUUCUUUCGGUUUUAUUUAUUUAUUUUUAUUUUUAUUUUUAUUUUUUUUUUUGUUUUCUCGUGUUUUUUCUAAUCUAUAUACAUUAUAUAAUUAUUAUGUACGGUAUUAUGAUAUAUACUAUAACAACAUACACGCUGCUCGUGUACUCCUUUUGUUAAUUUAUUCAUAAUAAUCCAUACAUAUUAUAUUUUGAAUUAUGUAUAAAUACUAUAUUUUUAUUAAUAUUAUAUUAUAGAACUAAACCGAUUUAUUGCAUAUUAUAUUAUAUUAUAUUUCAUUGUAUUAACCAACUAUUUAUAAUAUAAUGCGUACCUAUAUAUAUAUAUUAUAAUAUUGUCGUGCCUAUAUGUGCAUAAUUAUAUUAUUAUGUACGUUUCCGUUUAAGUAUAUAUAUAAUAUAUAUAUAUUAUGUAAAAAAUUAUUUUUGUCAUUAGUGCCUUGAGAUUAUUCUAGUUAUUUUACUAUUUAAUAUUCAAAAUUGUAUUUAGUAUUAUUUUUCGAUGUACUGUAAUAAAUUAAUAUUUAUUUAAGCCCGUCGUAUAUACUCGUGUAUUUUAUAUCAUUUCUUCGUCCCACGACUGUUUUACAGACGACAGGUGUUGGCGUGUUGCAACAGUAUUGUAUUGUAAUCAUGUGUAAUGAAUCCACUUGUGUGUUGUACCUAAUACCUAUACAGUUGUACGACAAAAAAUAUACCACGUAGAUAAAACGAUGAAAUGAGAAGAAGACGGUGUAAGAAAAUAAAAUAUAGAAGACAAGUCCAUAAAAAUUUUUCUGCAAGACUAUAGCUUUCAUAUAAUUCGUAUUUUAACAUUUAUUAUACCUAUUUAUGUGUCAUGUCCAGUUUUACUAUGGUUUAAAACUUGUACCAUAACUAAAAUUCAGAUAAUUAUUAUAAUGUAUUUUGAAAC
This is a messenger RNA of Aphis gossypii (cotton aphid), 2447 nucleotides long. Its product is annotated as chloride intracellular channel exc-4-like. NCBI's taxonomy places the organism in Eukaryota, Metazoa, Arthropoda, Insecta, Hemiptera, Aphididae. Gene Ontology annotation, biological process: chloride transport. Bases 349 to 1158 code for a protein of 269 amino acids. Gene Ontology annotation, molecular function: chloride channel activity. The record is from RefSeq and is a predicted model, not a curated record. The transcript is spliced from 6 exons. Gene Ontology annotation, cellular component: cytoplasm; apical plasma membrane.